AUUCUCAUCGUGUGUGGAAUGUCGUUGUCGUAUCGCUCGGCGGCGGCCGGAACAGACCGAACGACGUCGUCCGAACAGAAUAGAUGAUAACAGCAAUAAUAUUAUUAUUGUUGAGCAAUAAUAAUAAAAUAUUAUAUUAUUUCGUGUUAUGUAAUAUUAUUCGGUACGGUGAAUUGUGUACGUAGCGCGAUGAAAAAACCAACCGGUUUUAAUAAUUAUUUUUAUCGUGCUACGCGGUUGACCGCAACUAUACAGUUGUUGUAGUAGGAACAGUCCUAGUGAAUGUACCGACUAGAAAAAUAUUUUUUUUCCCGUCCCGACCGGAUCGACUCCGAUACGAUAGUAAUAAUAUUAUUAUACGUAGUAGUGCAGUAGUAGUUGUAGCGCGUCUCUCGACUUUGUGCCGUCGCGGAGGUCGUCCGCAGAACAAUGCGCGUCCGUAAAUGUCACUGAUAUUGCGUAACGAGUUCCUUUGUUCGGCAAACAAAAACGUUGUAGCACAACUACAGGCAGGCACACGGUAUGAUUAUAUUGUUAUUGAAUAGGCAAUAACAUUGUUGUUUUCGCAUCGGCGGUGCAUGUUAUUAAUAGUGUCGCGAAUAACGACGUACCCGUCGUCGCCGGACACAACGUCGUAAAAAACCGACCCCGUCCCCGGCAGUCGACCGAGCCACCGAGACAUGGAAACCGACGGCGAGAGUGCGUCCGUGGUGGCCCUGGCGGGCAGCAUCCAGGAACCCGAGACAGACGGCGGUGCUGUGCAAGUCAUCGAGCCCAGUGACAAGACCAAGUUCAGGCUGACUUUGGAGCCCAUCAUGAUGCUGUUGCUCCUGGGAGUGAAUGUCAGCAUGAUGGUGCAGACUAACCUAAUCGAAGAACGUGUAUGCCUCCAUAGUGAUCUCGGAAAAAAUAAAUCUGUGAAUUGUUACAAUAUGACUGCAGCAGAACAAGAAAUAGUUCAGCCGGCUGUGGCAGAUUUGCAGAUGAUUAAAAAUCUAAUCGAAACAUUGGUGCCUUGUGUAACAGCAUUAUUUUUAGGGCCAUGGAGUGAUCUAAACGGUCGUUUGCCAUUGUUUUUAGCAGCUAUCUCAGGUAUGGUAGUCUCUAACUGUAUGUACUGUGUGUUUUCUACAAUGCCUAGUCUACCUCCAAUAAUGUUUUUGCUGUGUAGCAUACCUGUUGCCGUAAGUGGUGGUGGUGGUGCAUUGUUUAUAGCUUCAUUUUGUUAUAUUGUUGACAUUACUGAUUUCAAAACCAGAGCUUUCAGAUUAGGAGUAUUGCAAACAUUUAUAUCUUUUGGCUCAAUUAUUGGAUCAUUACUAAGUCCUUUGUUAUACAGCAAAUCGCCUACUUAUGCUUUUGCCUUAAGUUCAAUGUUCACAAUAGCUGGCCUUCUUUACACAUCUCUUUUUCUCAAAGAAACUGUUGUCAUAAAAAAAGGUACAAAUACAAAACUUUUCAACCUCGAUCUAGUAAAAAGUAUGUGGGAAACCGUUAUGAAAAGACGAUUUGGAUUUUUGAGAUGCAUAAUAAUUCUUUCUGCUGUGGUAUUAACUUUUAAUUUAGCUAUUGUAUUAGGUGAAGAUUCGUUGAUGUAUAUGUACUUACAAAAACAAUUUUCAUGGACUUUAGAAAAUUAUACUUUGUUUAAUGCUUAUGCAACUUUAUUAAGUGCUAGUAUUCCUGCAAUUGGGUUGUAUGUGUUGAGUACUAAACUUGAAAUACCAGACAUGUAUCUUGCUACUGCUGCUACAGGACUACGAAUUAUAGAAAAAGUUGGUUUAGCAUACUCACAAUAUACAUGGCAAUUUUAUUUUGUGAAGAUUUUUGGUUGUGUGGUAUUGACCAGUGAACCACUAGUUCGGUCUCAAUUGUCUAAGAGUUUUCCACCUGAAGAUUUAGGCAAAAUAUAUGCGUUCAUAAGCGUGAUCGAAGGUUUUGGUACAUUACUCGGUUCUCCAAUAUAUACCACGGCAUAUAACAUGACAAUCCAUAAUUUUGCCAAUUUCAUAUUUCUCCUAUCAUCAAUAUUUGGCACAUUUGUUUUAGGUUUAUACAUAAUGAUAUUAUUCUUACUUUCAAGAAGUACCAAAACAGAAGAUUUAUUAAUUAUAAACUAAUUAUCGAACAAAGGAAAUACAUCCAACUUUUUUUUGAAAUGUAAGGGUACCUAUAGCAUUUUAUAUUGUUUAUUUGGUGAAGAUUUAUUUAAUUUAAAUACAAUGUACACAAUAUUAUAUUAUAGUUGAAUACAAUACUCGCUUAAAAUUUAAAAACAUGUUAACAAAUUUUAUUUUAUUUUUUUAUUGAUAUUACAUUUUAAUUAAUAUAAUAAUUGUAAGAUCAAUGAUUAUGCAUGACAUUAAAUACGUAUUAUUUAGUAUAUUAUAAGAAAUUCUCAAUUUUUGAUACUCAUGUUGGAUCUUAUAUUAUAUCUGUGAUGUUUUUGUACUAUUUAUGUUAUGAAGGUUUUACAAUUUUAUGAAAUGUCAACUAUGAUUUUUUUAUGAAUUUAAAUAUAUACACUUAUUAUUACUGAUUUUAUAUUAUAUUAUAUUUUUUAUUUAAUACACACAUUUUAUUUCUAAUAAAUUAAAAAAUUUAAGUAAAUCUUUCAGUUAUGAAUGAUAUAUUUUUAUCAACAUUUAACUUAAUUUAUUAACACUAAUUUUACUUUUUACUUAUUUGAGCUGCAGUGUAUUCAUUGUUUCUCAAUCAAUUUUAUAGAUACCUUUAAAUCGCCAAAAAAUUUCUCAGUUACGUUUUGUUGUAACGUGUGAUUUAUCUAAAUAAAUUGCAAUAAAUAUCUUUGAAAUAUCUUAUUUUAAAAUAUAAAUUAUUAUUAUAAUAAUACUGUGGAUUACUUCCAAUUAACCGUUUACAGGGUGUAACAAGAAGAUCUGGCAAAUUAAAUAACUUGUUUUAAUCAAGAUUAUUUAUUUUUUUAUUAUAUUUUAUAAUACAUAAUUAAUUGACUCUCUUGCUACACUUAUAAUUAAAGACCGGAUUUAUUGACUAUUAUGACGUGUUCAAUUUGGCUUUUAUUUAUUGUGUUUGGAGAUACCCAUGUUUGAUUGCUUACUAUACGAGAUCCUUUGAAACUGCAAAGUUUAUCGCAAGUGUACCGUAUUGUCAUUAGUAAAGACCGGAUUUAUAUGUUUUUACAUAUCGUUACUGGGUCUAUGCAGUCUUAUGAAAGUAAAAAAUGUGGAUGAUUUGUUCAAUUCUGAAUGCAUAGAAAAAAGUUUUUUUUGCAUAUUUGAGAAUAAUUUAUGGGUUAGAGAAUAUUUAACUCAUUUAGCAUAUUUUGGAAUAUUUCGUAAAUUGUGAGAAAAAAUUUGUAUUUAUUUUAAAUUUUAAUAUUACGGUACCCAGAAAAAUUUUUUUUGAACAUUUACAAUUUUUUAUUUUAUCAUUUCCAACUCUUACUAAAGUGCAAUAAUAUAAAUACCUAAUAAUUAACUCACUAUUAAUAUAAAAUUGAAAAAAAAAAAUUUAAAAUGCAUAUUAAAGUAAAUAUAAUGAUAUUUAUUGAUUAUUUUUGCAUAUUUUUGCUUUUUUUUGUAUAUUUUAGCAUAUUUUUUAAAUUUUUAAGAGAAUAUAAUGAGAAUAUUUUAAGGUUUUUUCGAGAAUAUUAGCAUCAUAUAUUUUUUUUUUAUAUUUUUAAACGUUAUACACAAUCUGUAUCGACUAGACACAAUAAGCAUAUAUGAUGAGAGUUACAAAGAUUGACAUGGGAAUUUGAUGAAAGAAGCCACCUAUCGAUGGCACUUUCUAUGGAUUUUUUUUUUUCUUAUCUUAAGAGAUCACGACACCACUUACGCUUCAGACGUCUAGGGGGAUUACCAGGUAUGGAAGGAGUAGAUAAGUUUUUUUAUGAGUUAAUUAGGGUGGUUAAUUAGUUUGGAAUAAAAUCUUUUAUAAUAUAUCUUGGCUUCGUCAUUAAUUGUUUUGAGUUUGGUGUCAGUAUGAAGGGUGUGAUUAGACACGUAGGGUGGUGCAUUCAUUAUUUUUCGGAGAGCAAUAUUUUGAAAUGUUUGAAUUUUCAGUAUGUUAGACUUUUUAGCGUUUCCCCAAAGUUGGAGUCCAUAAGUCCAAAUGGGUUUGAGAAGUGUUUAAUAAAUCAGAAUUUUUGUUUUAAUGGCGGUAGAGUUAUUGCUUAAUAAGGGUUUGAGGAUACGGAAACGAUGAUUCAGUGCUAAUCUUUUGAUUUUGAUGUGAUGAUCCCAGGUUAACCUUUGGUCGAGAGUGAGCCCGAGAUAUUUGAUUUUUGGAGAGUAAGGGAGGAAAAAAAUAUUUAAAUUAAAAAUCAUAAUAUUUUUUUUAAAAGUUAUUACAUUUCAAAUGAUGAGUUAAUUCAAUAACUUUUAAAAAAUCAU
Metopolophium dirhodum (rose-grain aphid) is the source of this 4379-nucleotide messenger RNA. Its product is annotated as probable peptidoglycan muropeptide transporter SLC46. The record is from RefSeq and is a predicted model, not a curated record. Gene Ontology annotation, molecular function: transmembrane transporter activity. The transcript is spliced from 10 exons. Bases 681 to 2120 code for a protein of 479 amino acids. Gene Ontology annotation, biological process: transmembrane transport. Gene Ontology annotation, cellular component: membrane. NCBI's taxonomy places the organism in Eukaryota, Metazoa, Arthropoda, Insecta, Hemiptera, Aphididae.